AUGCAGACGGCGCUAGAUCCGAAAGAUAUCCCCGUGGGCAUGGCGGGCGUGGGAUUCGCGUUUAGCAUUGGCGCGACAAUUUCGAUAUCUGUGUCGCAGAACGUGUUCGCGAACCUGCUGCGCGCGGGGUUGGAUGCGGGUGAUGUGAUUAAACAGGGUGCCACGGGGUUCUUGGAGCAUGUCGCGGAUGAUCAGAAGGGGCUGAUCGUGGGCAUUCAUAAUUCUGAAGUUACGAGGACGUUUUGGAUUGGAGUUGCGGCGGCUUGUGUCGGGUUGGUGGCGGCGCUUUGCAUGAGGUGGAAUUCCGUCAAGGCGCCGAAGGAGAGAGAAGUAUAA
This is a messenger RNA of Aspergillus puulaauensis, 336 nucleotides long. RefSeq lists its product as uncharacterized. The coding region runs from base 1 to 336 and encodes 111 amino acids. The transcript has a single exon. The record is from RefSeq and is a predicted model, not a curated record. Lineage: Eukaryota; Fungi; Ascomycota; Eurotiomycetes; Eurotiales; Aspergillaceae.